GUAUAAGGACGGUAGUUGUAAUUAUCUCAGGUCUUGCCAUAAGCAAAAAAUAAUUUUCUGUUCAGCAUUGCUAGGUCUCACUCCACUGAAUUAAGUCUCACUAUUAGGCAAGGCAGGCGCACACAAGCACGUACUCCGGUGGCUUGAGUUGCCUGGAUAAUUGUAAGUGACCGGCGAGAUGGUGUUGGUGGAAGACGAUGGGACAAGAAGGAAGACAGCGUGCGUCACCGGAGGGAAUGGGUACAUAGCCUCGGCGCUCAUCAAGAUGCUGCUGGAGAAGGGAUACGCCGUGAAGACGACGGUCAGAAAACCCAAUGACAUGGCCAAGAACUCGCAUCUCAAGGAUUUGCAAGCUCUCGGUCCCUUGCAGGUCUUCUGUGCGGACCUGGAGGAGGAAGGCAGCUUUGACGACGCCAUUGCCGGCUGCAACUAUGCCUUCCUCGUCGCCGCUCCGUCGAACCUCGACCCGCAGAACCCCGAGAAAGACUUGAUCGAGCCAGCCGUCCAAGGAACCCUCAACGUGAUGAGGUCGUGUCACAGAGCAGGGACGGUAAAACGCGUGGUCCUAACAUCGUCGGCGGCGGCGGUCACAGCCCGGCCGGUUGAAGGCGAUGGUAAUGUCCUGGACGAGGAAUCCUGGUCUGACGUCGGGUUCCUCAGAUCCACAAAAAUGGCUCAUUGGGCCUACUCGGUUUCAAAGGUGCUGGUAGAGAAGGCGGCGUGCGCGUUCGCGCAGGAGCACGGCAUCAGCCUGGUCACCGUGUGUCCUGUUCUUACGGUGGGGGUGGCGCCGGCGCCAGGUGUCAACACAAGCGUCGCCGUCUUACUCUCCCUACUAUCCGGCGAUGACGCGAUGGCCAGCAUUCUGGGGCACAUCGAGAUGUCGUCCGGUUCGAUCUCAGUGGUCCACGUGGACGACCUAUGCCGUACCGAGAUACUCCUUGCCGAGAAGGAGACGGCGUCAGGGCGGUAUAUCUGCUGCAGCCUCAACACCACCGCCGUGGCGCUCGCCCGCUUCCUGGCGCUCAAGUACCCACAGUACAAUGUCAAGACCGACCGUUUUGGUGGUCUCCCCGAGAAACCCAAAGUCUGCAUUUCCUCGGCCAAGCUCGUCGGAGAAGGCUUCCGGUUCAAGCAAGAUACACUGGACAAGAUAUACGAUGGUGCCGUCCAGUACGGAAGGGCCUUAGGGAUCCUUCCAUACUAAAAACUGGCAUGGUGGGUCUCGAGCGAACAGCCUCUAGGUUUUCCCUGCCGCACGAGUCAGCACACCCGUCGAUUUGCCUCUUGCUCAUGUGGACUUAGCAUCAUGGAGGUGUGGGGGAUCCCGUCCCUCGCCGACAGGAUCGCUAUGUUUUCAAGGUGUUUUUUAUAUUUUGUUAAAGUUUACAUGCUGCUUAAGAAGAGGAGGCGCUGGCGGCUCCUUGAAAGAUGAAAUAAAAUUCUUCCCGCCUAACCCCAUCCCGACGGUGCAUAUAGCAUUUUCGGAGGGCGUGUGGAGGUGUAUCUCCGACCGUUUUCAUGGAAUUUGAUCGGUUCUUAUAUUCAGUGAAUCUGCUUGGAUCCGGACUUCAUUUGUCCAAGUUCAUGUGUCAAUAAAUUGGUUCUUCU
This is a messenger RNA of Triticum aestivum (bread wheat), 1611 nucleotides long. RefSeq names its product anthocyanidin reductase ((2S)-flavan-3-ol-forming)-like. Lineage: Eukaryota; Viridiplantae; Streptophyta; Magnoliopsida; Poales; Poaceae. Gene Ontology annotation, molecular function: oxidoreductase activity, acting on the CH-OH group of donors, NAD or NADP as acceptor. The transcript has 6 exons. Bases 179 to 1207 code for a protein of 342 amino acids. The record is from RefSeq and is a predicted model, not a curated record.